Molecule: messenger RNA, 3977 nt
Organism: Poecilia latipinna (sailfin molly)
Lineage: Eukaryota; Metazoa; Chordata; Actinopteri; Cyprinodontiformes; Poeciliidae
Gene: nrxn3a
Product: neurexin 3a
Exons: 18
Coding region: 651-3962 (1103 amino acids)
Source: RefSeq, a predicted model, not a curated record
GCGCCUCUUGCCCGCAGCCGCCGCGAGUGGCACAGAGCAAACAGCGGCUGUUGUGCGCAUGAUGCACCGUGUUGGACGCACCUGCGAGGAGCGAUAAAGGCAGCCCGGAGACGGCGCUGCUUCUAACUGGAUCCUGGAUAUUUUUGUAAAAGCAAAAAAAAAAAAGAAAAAAAAAAAGGGAGGGAAAGUGGGUCCGUGUACACUGGCAGCUGGAUUUUAGCAGGUGGAUACUUUUGGUCUGCUGAUCUGAGUGAUGAAACCGUGGAUCCACUCAUACCUCCACUUCACAUCUAAAAACAUGGAGGAAAUUCCACUUUCCCUGAGAAUCAGAGAAGAAUAUUGGAUCAGACCUUACACCAGAAAUAAUGCUCUGAAGAUUAAAAAAGCAUAAAAAUCAGAAAAGGAUUCUUCUGCAUGAUCACUGCCUUGCAGCGUCUGGACAAUUUCUUACUCUUAAGACUGUUAACGCCAACGACUGUUAUCCUUCUAUCCCCUUGUUCCCUUUAAAAGCAUAUUUUUUAUAAGAAAUAUCUAUAUGAAUAUAUCUCAAUACAUAUUGUGGAUAAAAGUGGAUUCCAGAAAUUCAGCUAGAAGAUUUCCAUCCCUUUGACUCCCUGUUGGACAUUUUCUUGGAUUAACUCUUUGCAGCUAUGGAUCUUGUAGGCUUUUCUAUCAGACUGCAGUUAUUCCUCAGCUCCUGUUUGGGAUUGGAAUUUUUAGGUACUCCAGGCCAGUGGGCACGCUACCUCCGCUGGGACGCCAGCACCCGCGGUGACCUCAGCUUUCAGUUCAAGACAGAGGCCUCAGAGUCACUGCUGCUGUACUUUGAUGAUGGAGGAUACUGUGACUUUCUGCAGCUGGGGGUGGUGGAGGGUCGACUGCAGCUGCGCUUCAGCAUUGACUGCGCUGAGACCACGGUUGUUUCCGACAGGCGGGUGGACGACGGCAGCUGGCACGCCGCCACGCUGAGCAGGUAUAACCUGCGCACGGUACUGGUGCUGGACGGCCAGGCCAAAGCCGACGAGGUGAAACCUCAGCGUCAGUUCAUGAAAAUAGUCAGCGACCUGUUCCUGGGUGGAGUACCUCAGGAUAUCCGCAACGGUGCACUUACACUGCCGACGGUGCGAACCAUGCAACCCUUCAGGGGAACAAUUACAGACCUCAAGUUUGGCAGCUCACAGCCCCUGUUCCUGGGAAGCCUUAAGGUGCCCCUGGAGUCAGAGGGUUGGUGCACUGUCAACCCUUGUGAGAACGGUGGAACGUGCAUGGUGAUAGACGGAGAACCGGUCUGCGACUGCUCCCAGACGAAAUACAAGGGCCGCUUCUGCAAUGAAGGGGUCAGGAAGACCAUACCAGGCCUCGCACACAUGAUGGCAGAACAAGCUAAAAGCAAAGCAAGGGAAGAAAACGUUGCCACCUUCCGUGGCUCGGAGUACUUCUGUUAUGACCUCUCCCAGAACCCGAUCCAGAGCAGCAGCGACGAGAUCACGCUGUCCUUCAAGACGUGGCAGCGCAACGGCCUCAUCCUGCACACGGGGAAGUCAGCCGACUACGUCAACCUGGCUCUGAAGGACGGUGCGGUCUCCCUGGUCAUCAACUUGGGCUCCGGAGCAUUUGAAGCCAUCGUUGAACCCGUCAAUGGGAAAUUCAAUGACAACUCAUGGCAUGAUGUGAAAGUGACCCGGAACCUGCGACAGGUGACGAUAUCUGUGGAUGGGAUUUUGACCACCACGGGUUAUACCCAGGAGGACUACACCAUGCUGGGCUCAGAUGACUUCUUCUACGUGGGUGGGAGCCCCAGCACAGCCGACCUGCCGGGAUCUCCAGUUAGCAACAACUUCAUGGGCUGUCUCAAGGAGGUGGUGUACAAGAACAAUGACAUCCGUCUGGAGUUGUCCAGGAUGGCUCGGAUUCUGGAUCCAAAGAUGAAAAUCCAAGGUGAGGUGUCCUACAAAUGUGAGAAUGUGGCCACGUUGGACCCAAUCUCCUUUGAGACUCCAGAGGCGUACAUCAGCCUCCCCAAGUGGAAUACCAAGAGGAUGGGAUCGAUCUCUUUCGACUUCCGCACGACUGAGCCCAAUGGACUCAUCCUCUUCACUCAUGGAAAGCGUCAGGAGCGCAAAGAUGCAGCUCGCAGCCAGAAAAACACCAAGGUGGAUUUCUUUGCUGUGGAGCUCCUAGAUGGAAGCCUGUACCUACUAUUGGAUAUGGGCUCAGGGACGAUAAAGGUGAAAGCCACCCAGACAAAAGUGAACGAUGGGGCAUGGUACCAUGUGGACAUUCAGAGAGAUGGACGCUCUGGCACCAUCUCUGUAAACAGCAGACGGACGCCAUUUACAGCCAGUGGUGAGAGUGAAAUUCUGGACCUGGAGGGAGACAUGUAUCUGGGAGGCCUUCCAGUUGACCGCUCCAACCUCAUCCUGCCCACCGAGCUCUGGACGGCAAUGCUCAACUACGGCUACGUCGGGUGCAUCCGUGACCUUUUCAUCGACGGUCGCAGCAAGGACAUCCGUCAGAUCGCAGAGGCACAAAAUGGUGCCGGUAUCAAACCCUCAUGCAACAAACAGCAAGGAAAGCAGUGCGAGAGCUAUCCAUGCAAAAACCGGGGAGUCUGCAAAGAGGGUUGGAACCGAUUCAUCUGUGAUUGCACUGGCACCGGGUACUGGUCACGUACCUGUGAGAGAGAGGCCUCCAUUCUCUCCUAUGAUGGAAGCAUGUACAUGAAGGUGGUGAUGCCAACUGUCAUGCACACCGAGGCCGAAGAUGUCUCCCUGCGGUUCCGUUCGCAGCGGGCCUACGGCCUCCUCAUGGCCACCACCUCCCAGGACUCGGCCGACACACUGCGGCUCGAGUUGGAUGGGAGCCGCGUCAAACUCACAGUCAACCUAGACUGUAUCAGGAUAAACUGUAACUCCAGCAAGGGACCGGAGACCCUGUAUGCCGGGCAAAAGCUCAAUGAUAAUGAAUGGCAUACAGUGCGCGUGGUGCGUCGGGGCAAAACCUACAAGCUAACGGUUGACGAUGAUGUAGCAGAAGGACAAAUGGUGGGCGAUCACACUCGGCUGGAGUUCCACAACAUCGAAACGGGAAUCAUGACAGAACGCCGGUUCGUUUCCACCAUCCCAUCCAGCUUCAUCGGUCACCUCCAGAGCCUGAGGUUUAACGGCAUGCUGUACAUUGACUUGUGCAAGAACGGCGACAUUGAUUACUGUGAGCUCAAUGCUCGCUUCGGGGUUCGCUCCAUUAUUGCUGACCCGGUUACCUUCAAGACAAAAAGCAGCUACCUGAGUCUGGCUACUCUGCAGGCCUACACGUCCAUGCACCUCUUCUUCCAGUUCAAGACCACUUCCCCUGAUGGCUUCAUCCUCUUCAACUCUGGGGAUGGAAAUGAUUUUAUUGCUGUAGAAUUGGUCAAAGGAUACAUCCACUAUGUUUUUGAUCUUGGAAAUGGGCCCAACCUCAUCAAAGGCAAAAGUGAAAGGUCGCUAAAUGACAAUCAGUGGCACAAUGUCGCUAUCACCCGAGACAAUAGCAAUACCCACACACUGAAAGUAGAUGCUACAGCCACAAGUCAGACUAUCAAUGGAGCAAAAAACCUUGACCUGAAAGGUGAUCUGUUCAUCGCAGGCCUGGGUCCAGGCAUGUAUGGAAACCUCCCCAAACUGGUGGCUUCCAGAGAAGGCUUUCAGGGCUGCUUGGCUUCCAUGGACCUCAACGGUCGCCUGCCAGACCUCCUGAACGAUGCCUUGUUCCGCAGCGGCCAGAUCGAGCGCGGAUGUGAAGGUCCAAGCACGACUUGUCAGGAGGACUCCUGUGCCAACAUGGGGAUCUGCAUCCAACAGUGGGAGAACUACACCUGUGACUGCUCCAUGACCUCCUACACUGGGACGCAGUGCAGUGACCGUAAGUUCAUUUGUCGUGCUCUCAUGUCUAGCAUUGCACCACACGACUCCCUGUAUUAACACAUUGGUGAUGCA